Meriones unguiculatus (Mongolian gerbil) is the source of this 3210-nucleotide messenger RNA. Its product is annotated as large ribosomal subunit protein eL38-like. The transcript is spliced from 2 exons. Lineage: Eukaryota; Metazoa; Chordata; Mammalia; Rodentia; Muridae. Gene Ontology annotation, cellular component: cytosolic large ribosomal subunit; ribosome. Gene Ontology annotation, molecular function: structural constituent of ribosome. Gene Ontology annotation, biological process: protein-RNA complex assembly; translation. The coding region runs from base 1420 to 1599 and encodes 59 amino acids. The record is from RefSeq and is a predicted model, not a curated record.
CUGGGCUUUGGGACUGGUGGACUGCUGGAGGUGGGCAGGCGCGUUCGGCCCGCCGCUCGCCGACCCCAGCACCGCUAGUUCCGCCUCUGCUCCAAGCUGAUUGGAUAGAGACGCUCCUUUGACAGCUCAUCCAAGCAAAAUGGCUGGUGGGCGGGGUUUCUCCUUUGCCCCGCCCCGGGGCGUGGCUACGGCAGAAGGCCCCAGUGAGGCCUUUUCCGGCUGCCCGAAUGCCCUAGUCGCCGCCACCGCCGAUGUGCCUGUCCUUCGGCUCGGCAAGGGACUGACGCCCCGGGUUGGAGUCCCGGGUGGUGGGAGGUUGAGCAUUGAGCCCCGCGGGGGUUCAGACUGACUUCAUGUCCUGCGGCUCUCGUGGCCACACACGUACACAAAAUGGACUGAGGCUGGCGAGAGGCUCCGCGGUUAGAGCACUGCCUGCCCUUGCAGAGGGCGGGGUUCGAUUCUCCGCACCCCGGUGACUCACACGCGCCUGUAACUGCAGCUCCAGGGACCUGAGCUCCCUUCUGGCCGACACGAGCACCGCAUGCACGCGGUGCGCAGACACAAAUGAAACAAAGCUUUGACCUAGCCCUCCCUUGCUACGACCUUCCCUUGAAAGCACACGUUACGAUCAACGCGGGGCAUCGUUCCUCCUUAGUUUUCACUUUGUUUCCUCAUUUUUAAUUUUAUUUUCUGUUCCUUUGAGACAAGGUCUUACCAGGUAGACCGAGCAGGCCUCGAACUCAGAGAGUCCCUGUCCGGAGCGUGACCAGCAACGCCAGCCGCCUCCUCGCCCCCCGCCCACCCUCCAGCCAGCGCCAGGCACCCACUCUUCUCCUUCCACGUCUGCAAGCCUGUGGGGCCCGGCUCCGCCCAGCAGAUGGCGCCCGCGCUCGCUGGCCUGAGCUCGGGAGGAACCCUGCAUGGCUUCCAGAAGGAAAAGCCUCUACCUCCUGUCGGUGACAACUGGGGUCACCCUGCACCAGACGCCCCAACGUGCUCGCGUGUCUCCAGCAAAUAUUCUAUCAACGUCUGCGCCCCAGACUGACGGGGGGGGCAGGAGGGAGAAAACCGAGCACGGAAAAUUGUGUGUGUGUCCUGCUCUCCUGCCUUUUGGGAACCCAGCUACAGUUAUUCCCAGAAGCUGACUCCUGAGGAUCACAAAGUCCACGCGCAUUUGUAUAUAAAAAUAAAUUUUAAAAUAAAAAGGGCUGGGCAUGGUGGUGCAGAGGCAAGAGGAUUUCUGUGAAUUAAUACCCGGCUGGGCUGCAAACAGAUCGAGUUCCAGGACGGCCAGGACUACACAGAGAAAAGCCGUCAGGAAAAAAAACCAACCAAACCAAACCAAAUCAAAACCUCGAAUAAGCCCCUCUCUUAGGUUCGUGGCCGCUGUGUCGUUGCUAGUGCCAAGCACCCGUCGCCAUGCCUCAGAAAACUGAGGAAAUCAAGGCCUUUCUGCUCACAGCCCUGCGGAAGGAUGCCCAAUCUGCCAAGAUCAAGAAGAACGAGGAUGGUGAAGUCCAAGGUUUGCUGCAGCAGGCACACCUGCUCAUCACAGCUGAGAAGGCAGAGAAGCUCAAGCGGUCCCUGCCCCUGGUUUGACAGUGAAGGAGCUGAAAUGAGCCAAUCAUCUGGAAAGGGGGGGAGGGGCAGAGCUAACAGUACAGAUGCUCCCACAGAGGACCCAGGCUCCAGUCCCAGCACCCACAUGCCACCUCCAGUUACAGGGAAUCCAAUACCCUCUUCUGGCUUCUUAGAUUCCAGGCACACAUGGUGACAUGCAUGAAGAGCAAACAUUUUUUUUUUGCUUUUCUGUUUUUUCCAGACAGGGUUCCUCUGUGUAGCCCUGGCUGUCCUGGAACUCAUCUAUAGCCCAGGCUGGCCUCGAAGUCACAGAGAUCCACCACCUCCACUUGGUUUUAAAAUAUCUUUUUUUAAGCUGACAGUGGUGGUGCACUCCUUUAAUCCCAGCACUCGGGGGCAGAGGCAAGCAGAUCUCUGUGAGUUCAAGGCCAGCCUGGUCUACCGAGUGAGUUCCAGGACAGCCAAGGCUAAAACAGAGAAACCCUGUUUUGAAAAACAAAACAAAAAUUAAAUUAAAAUAUUGUUUAAGGAUUGAUUGAUUGAUUUUAAGAGUGUUCUAGCUGCAUGUACACCUGCAGGCCAGAAGAGGGCAUCAGAUCACAUCAUAGAUAGUUGUGAGCCAUCAUGUUGGUCCUGGGAAUUGAACCCAGGUCCUCUGGAAGGACAGCCAGUGUUCCUAACUGCUGAGCCAUCUUUCUAGCCCCUUAAAAUAUUUUCUUAAUGAGGGGAACAUUACUGUGACAGAGGCCGAAUUGAGCUACAAUUAUUUAUUCACAUGGUUGGGGGUCAGGGCCCACCUCCUGGGAAUUCUCACUUAUACUGUGUGGGAUUCAGGGAUCAAGGUCAAGCAAUCCAGCUUGGCAGCAAUCGCCUUCACCCACUGAGCCCUCUCACGACCCUCUCUUCCCUACGGAAACCAGGCUAGCCCCAAACUCAACGAUUACCUCCCGCCUGUGUCCAGAGGGCUGAGAUCACAGACCCCGUGGUUUCAUUCUCCAUCCCUCAUGCAGUCUGGAAGGCUGCGGUGCUGAGAGUAAGGCGGUCCAGAGACGCCGCGCCAACCUGGGCCACCCUCAGCUCACUCCAGGAAUUAGCUGUGUAGCCCAGGAUGACCUUGACUCUUAACUCUCCUGCCUCCAAGCCUCCCCUACCCCUGUACUGGGGUGAUGAGCAUGUCUGAUUUAAUCAGUGCUGAGGAUAGAGCUCAGGGCACGUGCAGGCCAGCAGGGCUGAGUCCUGAUCUUCCUGUCUCGGCUUGCAGAGGAGCCAGGCCUAGCCUGGAUCACAUAGCAGGUCACUGUCACCUCACAGGAGACUCAUUUCUCACGGGAACUUUUGGGGUUCUCAAGUUCCUGCCCUCCAGUUUGUCUGCGCACCCCAGACAUGAGUUGUUGAUUCCAAAGCCGAGCACCCAGAUUUUAUUUAUUAUCUUUGAAUUAAUAUUUUUAAAGAGUUAUUUAUUAUGUAUAUAAUAGUGUAUGUAUAACAAUGUUGUGUCUGCAUGUCCACCUGCACCCCAGCAGAGGGCACCAGAUCUCACUAUAGAUGUUUGUGGGCCACCGUGUGCUGGGAAUUGAACUCAGGUCGUCUGGAAGAGCAGCCAAUGCUCUUAACCUCUGAGCCAUCUCU